Messenger RNA from Symbiodinium natans, 483 nucleotides. Lineage: Eukaryota; Dinophyceae; Suessiales; Symbiodiniaceae. The record is from the annotation of a GenBank genome assembly.
AUGUUGGCUAGGCAUGGUCGACCCAACAAUAAGAAAGUUGAGAGCUGGGCCAACAAUUUGAAGAAGGGGAAUCAGUUGAGCCUCGAGUUGUUGGGGAAGAGCUCUAGCUCCAGUACCCAAGCUACACCACUUGAAAGCAGCGAGACUUUCAAGGAGCUCGAGAAGAAAUUCAAAGAGCUGAACUCGCAGCGUUCCAAGCUUCGAAGCAACCUGGACGAGUUCAUGCUUUUAGAAGCCACAAUCCAGAACUUGGAAGACCCGUCUUGGACGAAGAAGUUGGAGGAGGUCUCCAAGGCCAGAACGAUCCUGGAAGAGUUCCUCAACGUGUUGCGGGGAUCCCUGGCCGCCGGGCUACCAAAUGACAAGCAAGCAGAUUGUUCGGAGAGACUCAAUGAGGUGAAGCACAUCCUGGAGCAGAGUGCCACUCACUUGAAGGCGACAGGCCAAUGCAUCAGGCAGGUGAAGAGCUUGCUGGACGGCUAG